UAAUUACAUUUAUGAACGACACUAUAGUAUAACUGUGCUAUUAAGAUAAAGUCGUGUUUUGUGAGGGCCGCUAGUUAGCAAGCUAGCUAACAUGAUCAUUAGCUAAAUGAUCUUACUUCAGCUGUGGGCUAUUGCCAGGUGCUUUGAGCGGAGGCUUUUGAACCGAGCUAGAGAACUGCUGUCACGGCAUGGAUGCGUUUGACGAUGCCAUACUGUCUGUGUUGCAGGCUGCGAAUAUUGACUAUGAAGCUUUGAGAAGCUUUACCCGGGAUGACCUGAAGGAUCUCUUUCCAGGCCAUGAAAAUUUCUUCCGGAGAAAGAAGCUUUGGAAUUUCAUAAUCCAACAGACUGCUGAACAAAAUGCCAACACUUGCCAUCGAAGCGAGAGUAACCCCUUAGGCUUUGUUGUGUCUGAAUGUCAGCCACAAACUUCCAGUCCCAUUUCCUACACUGCUCACAAAACAAUGAAAAUGCCAGACCCACCAGAGUAUGUGUUGUAUACAGAUUCAGAACUGGACAUGGUGCGCAGUCAGUACUUUGCAUUGCUUCACAGUGGAAAGGAAAAGGACUGUAAGAUGUCGAAGGAGCUCUGUUGCAGACUUAUAAGGAACACAGUCACCAGCAUGGUUGCAAUCCUCCGUGCUAGUCCCAUGGGGAAAGAAGUAGGAUACCCCUCCAAACUUGAAAUGAGAGCAAUGUCACAGAAGAUUGUCGACUAUUACCCUAUGUUAUGUGAUGCUGACACACACAUGCCAUAUGUGACCAUCUACACCAAACUGUACAAACGACUCCAAAAUAUGAAGUCUCCAAGGAGGAAACAGGGUUCCAUGCUGCAGCGAGGCAGGCCCAGGAAGAUUAUUUUCAGCUCAGACAACUUAGACAAUGGAACUGAAGGUGACUUAAGUGGCGAAGCAAGUGGUUCAAGUGACUAUACCAUACUUGACCUCAGCAAGGACAACUCAAAUGCAGAGAAGGCAUCAAAAUUCCAUCUACACUCUACUGUACCAACACAGUCAAACAAUAAUACCCUGGCUUCACCACUAUUAUCUAAGUCAGCCUCAUGCUCUGCACCCAGGGCUGCCAUAGGUCCACCAACUCCAGAUGACGAUGUUGGUAAGUCCACCGUCACCCUUAGCUACCUCUCUAUCUGCUGACUGUGUCUCCUCUUACAACUCCUUCCACCAUAUGGCUACAACAAUGAACCCCUUUCUAAAUGUGUAUUCCACAAAUCACAUUGGUGUGGCAUUAACACGUUGGCGUGUCAACAUAUGAUAUAUCCCUCAUACCAUCUUGCCAGUUAGCCAUAGCACACACACAGUGUUGCACACAAUCACCAGAAAAUAGUUUAUAUUUUAAUACCUUGUGUUGUAGUGGGUGUUAUUCAGUACUGAUUAUUUACACAUGUAAAUCCUCAUGCUGGUUACAUCUAUCAUGCUUUAUCACAGUGUUUCUGUCAUAGAUCAAAUUACCUAAAAGAUUUUUUUUAUCCAUGAGCUCAUAAUCACUGUCCACACUAUUGUGAAUGGUAUACACAGUAAACAAACUGUGCCUUGUUUUCACAAUGAUUUUAUUCAUGGGCAUCUUUAACUUUCCUUUUAAUAUUUGAUUCUGUUCGAAGUAACAAUUAACAUAAAUCCAUGAUCAUUAUAGGACAAGGACAUAAAGGGAAAUGAUCAGGACAUAUAGGACCAUGACAGCCUGAAGAUGCAGCCAAGACAUUACAAAACCUUGAGCAACAUGUACAGGAAACCAAAUGCAAAACCCAACCAAAGUGACGUUGCUCAAAUUUUGGACCUGGAGUUUGAGGCCAGACAAGCUUUUAUUGAUGCAGAUGUUACAAGGGAAGAAGACAGGCCCACAAAAAUAUUUGAAGCAUACCUGUGCUUCAAAGAUAUUCGAAAUGUAAGCCUAGCUACCUUCAAUUAAAUUCCUUGCUUUUCUCUGGAUAGGGUUCUUGACUAACUGAGCACAACUUUUUCAUAGGCAAUGGAUGAACUGUGUCGCAUCGUUGGUGGUUCCAACUGCAAAUGCAUAGAUCAAAUGAAGGGUAGAUGGACAGAGUUUUGUUCGAAAGUGCAGUUCUAUGGCAUUUGGAAGAAGGUCCUGAAACCUCCUCUCCCCUUGGAUGUACGUGGAGUGGAGUUUACUGUCACUCUCUUCAAUGCACUUCCAUCUCUUUUUCCUUCACCAACUACACCACCAAAGCGGCUGGGAAGUGCCAGUGAGGCUCUCCUUCAUAUCCUCCAGCCGGGUGAAGAUGCUAUGCUAUACCUGGAGAAGCGGCCUCUCUCCUCCCCAGUGCUGCUUUUUGAUGGGACAACCAGCAUUGUUGCUGUAGGAAACAUACCAGUGACCACUCUGCCCUUGGAGGAUUUCUGGGAAGGAAUGUUGGUGUUGAUGGCAUAUUACUACACCUUGCACUUAACAUACCCGAAAUGUGUUGCAACGGUCCUCUCUGUCGUACAAACUGAGGUAAUCACUGAUGCCAUCCAUGAUCAAGAUGCCACUUGUGCAUAUAAGAAAGCAAUAGCUAAGUGGAAGUCAUUCUUUGAAAAAUAGGUGAAUACCAAGCAGAAUUUUAUCAGGUCAUUUGCAGUUUGUUUAGCUUUGUAGUGCGUUUGUACAACUUUGUUCCUAAUUUGCCUAGCAAUGUCCUGAGAAACUGCUUUACUUAUGCCUUACAAAUGAAAGUUGUUGUUUUUUUUUCUCUUAAUGACACUCUGAGGCAUAUAAAGUUUUAAAUUAGUAAUGCCGUUAUUUACAACAUUGUGAGAUUAUGUGACUGUCACAAAAGUUUAGGGCCAAAAAUGUAAUUUCUUUUCUCUGUUUAGGCCUUCUAAAGGGUUGAUUUAGAUUUUAGAGAUUGUGCAGCAGCCCUAUAUUGUUUACAAAAAGGGUUUUGUUCUCAUGAGAGGAAUAAAUGUUGACAUAUA
Oreochromis niloticus (Nile tilapia) is the source of this 2933-nucleotide messenger RNA. RefSeq lists its product as uncharacterized. The transcript is spliced from 8 exons. The record is from RefSeq and is a predicted model, not a curated record. Lineage: Eukaryota; Metazoa; Chordata; Actinopteri; Cichliformes; Cichlidae. Bases 189 to 1154 code for a protein of 321 amino acids.